Messenger RNA from Podospora pseudocomata, 2595 nucleotides. It is a transcript of the gene YME2, whose product is annotated as mitochondrial escape protein 2. The coding region runs from base 1 to 2550 and encodes 849 amino acids. The transcript is spliced from 3 exons. The record is from RefSeq and is a predicted model, not a curated record. Gene Ontology annotation, cellular component: mitochondrial inner membrane. Gene Ontology annotation, molecular function: RNA binding. NCBI's taxonomy places the organism in Eukaryota, Fungi, Ascomycota, Sordariomycetes, Sordariales, Podosporaceae.
AUGGCCAUGCGUGGCCGAAGGUUGCCUGCUUUUGCAGCAACCCACACCGCCAGGCAACGCCUUCUCCCCGCUCUAGGACAACAUACAAAACUUGCCCGAAGAUGGCAGAGCACGGUUGGCACAGGCAAGACCGGCCAUAUCGAAGCCAAAGCAGAUGAGUCAAUAUUAUUUGUCGACAACCUAUUUCCACUGAAACUAAGCUCAUUGCUACUCUGGAGGCCAUGGAAGGCUCAAAACGAUGUCCCGGAGUUGCUCAAGAAAUUUGACAAGACUUCCUUGGGCGUGUUCGAUCCUGUCAGUCUGGUGAAGCGGGCAAUUCCAGACUCCCUUUCUGUAAACAUCACUGAAGUCAUCCCCAGAACAAAAGAAGGGGGCGCCUAUGUCAAGUUCACCCAUCCCGGUGAUACAUCCGCCUCGGAACUUCAGGCAAAACUCUCACAAGCGCUGGAACAGAAUCCCGUCAAGCCAUGGUUUAGUCCCUUUCGAGGUAUCUCAACAGGUCUUGUUCUAGGCCGACCGUGGCUGGAGGAUCUUUAUAGACUUCCCAAAAGCCGUUUGCGUGUUGAGUUCGUACCGGCAAAAGACUCCGAACAGCCUGAUGAGCUUUCCCAGGAGGCACUAUACAGUGUCUUUCGUCGGUACGGAUGGAUUGCCGACAUCACCUCGCAACCGCCCGAUUCGAAAGUUCUACCCAAAUUCGCCUACGUAGACUUUGUGCUUGUCAAGGAUGCCAUCAUGGCGCGAAACUGUCUGCACGGCUUUGUUCUGCAGGAAGAGGGAAGCAAAGCUGCCACAAAGCUGAGGCUGUCAUACGAACAGCGAGUCAAACCACAUAACAUCUGGAAAUGGAUCAGCAGUCAUCCACGCAUCGUUAUCCCCAUCCUUGCCGCCUUUCUCGCCACCUUUACUGUCAUCGUGUUUGAUCCUAUUCGCGAGUUCUUUGUCAAGCACCAUGUUCAGCGAUCUCUUGAGUUUACCAAUAGUAAGCUCUACAAGUGGCUUAAACGGCAGACAUCGGACAUCCUCUCCCUUGGUAAGAAGCACGGUACCGAUGCUGGCCUGAAUGCUUUGUUCAACCACCGAAAAGACCUGAUUGAUUCAAUCAAGAGCAGCCUCCUUGAAUCGGUCGACACAUUUGUUGUCAUUCAGGGUCCCCGGGGAUCAGGAGGCAAAGAGUUAGUUAUGGAUCAAGUGCUCGAAGGACGUAAGGACGUCUUGGUGUUGGAUUGCAAGCCGGUGAUGGAGGCCAGGGGCGAGGCUGGCACCAUCAGAAAGCUCGCUUUUCAGGUUGGAUACCGCCCGGUAUUCUCGUGGGCGAACAAUCUCAGCAGCCUGGUCGACCUUGCUAUCCAAAGCACCACUGGAGUCAAGGCUGGGUUCUCUGAGAACCUCGAAGCCCAAGUAGUCAAAAUUCUUCAAACAACCGCAUCGGCCCUCAAAGAAGUCUCACUCGCUGGAAGAAAAACGGACGACCAGGAUGCCAACCUUUCGGACGACGCCUAUCUUGAGGCCCAUCCGGAGCGGCGUGCGGUUGUGGUCAUUGACAACUUCCUCCACAAGAGCGAGGAGAAGGGCAUCAUAUAUGACAAGGUCUCUGACUGGGCGGCAGCCUUGGUCCAGUCCAAUGUGGCUCACGUCAUCUUCCUCACCACUGACACCUCCUACUCGAAACCUCUGUCCCGGGCUCUUCCUGAUCGUGUCUUUCACCAAGUUACCCUGGGGGAUCUCUCGCCCCAGGUAGCCAAACAGUUUGUCGUUUCUCAGCUCGAGGCAAAUGCGCGCUUUGAUGAGAAGGCAAAGGAGGACGAAAAGGGGGGAAACGGCUCACCGCUGAAAACCGAUAGCCAAGGACGUCAGGAUCUUCAGGAAUUAGAUGAGUGCAUUGAAGCCCUCGGCGGCCGCCUCACAGACCUCCAGGUCCUUGCUCGCAGACUCAAAGUCGGUCAGAGCCCCAAGAAGGCUGUCUCUGACAUCAUUGAGCAGAGUGCUUCCGAGAUCCUCCGCAUGUUCCUGUUGACUGGCAACAAGACUGCUGGCGAAGGCGUCGACAAGGAGAGGAAAUGGUCUGUUGAGCAAGCGUGGUACCUCAUCAAGGAGAUCGCCAAGAACGACUCUCUCCGCUACAACGAGGUCCUGCUCGCCAACACGUUUGCCUCUUCUAUGACCUCCAGCGCUACCAACCCCGAAGCUGCUCUAGAGGCGCUGGCCAAUGCGGAGUUGAUCACUGUGAAAUCCCACCACGGGCGGCCAGCCACCAUCCGCGCGGGCAAACCUGUCUACCAAGCCGCUUUUACAAAGCUUCUCGAAGAUAAGGUCGUGAAAUCGAGGAUGGAUUUGGCGCUGCUGACUGAACUGUCCAAAAUUGAGGCCAAGAACAUUGACAAGGCAGAGCAAGAAUUGACUGUGCUUGCAGGCCUUCCCAACGCACCAGCGCAGGCCUCGGAUAGAGUGAAUUACUUGCUAGGCAAGCUGCAGACUAGCCAGAGAAAGAUCGAAGGGUUUGACAAGGAGAUGGGAGCACUGAAGAAGAUCUUGGCCGAGGAGGCAUAACUGUGACCUGAAUGCUACAGGCGAUGGGGCAUGGGACGAAGAUCA